Molecule: messenger RNA, 1169 nt
Organism: Blepharisma stoltei
Lineage: Eukaryota; Ciliophora; Heterotrichea; Heterotrichida; Blepharismidae
Source: the annotation of a GenBank genome assembly
AUGGAGCUACGUGUUGGGACUAAAUACAGAGUUGGUCGGAAAAUCGGAAGUGGGUCAUUUGGGGAAAUUUACUUAGGUACCAAUACCCAGACAAAUGAAGAAGUCGCAAUAAAAUUAGAAAAUAUUCAUACAAGGCAUCCACAAUUAUUAUACGAGUCAAGACUAUAUCGGAUUUUCCAAGGUGGUCCAGGAAUUCCAAAUAUUCAUUGGCAAGGUGUAGAAGGAGAUUAUAAUGUGAUUGUCAUUGAUUUAUUAGGACCUUCCCUUGAAGAUUUAUUGAAAUAUUGCGGUGGAGCUUUGUCUUUGAAAACAGUGUCUAUGCUUGCAGAACAGAUGAUUUCUAGAGUAGAGUAUCUGCAUGGGAAAAAAUUUUUGCAUAGAGAUAUUAAGCCUGACAAUUUUUUAAUUGGGCUGGAUAAAAGGGCAAAUCAAGUAUACUAUGGGGUAUUAAAAUGAUGGUAAUUUUAUAUAAAAAUAUGCUUAUUUUUUUUAAAAAAUAGGUAUAAAAUAUUGAAAAAUAGUUCGAAAAUAAAUUUUUUAAAAAUAUAUUUAUUAUUGAUUUUGGAUUAAGUAAAAAAUAUUGGGAUAGCAAAACAAAUAGCCACAUAGCUUAUAAAGAAGGAAAAAGCCUUACAGGUACUGCAAGAUAUGCAUCAAUUUACACCCAUUUAGGCUUUGAGCAGUCAAGAAGAGAUGAUUUAGAAGGUUUAGCAUAUGUCCUUAUAUAUUUGCUAAAAGGUGCUUUGCCUUGGCAGGGAUUGCAAGGAAAUAACAAAAGAGAGAAAUAUCAGAAUAUUAUGGAAAGGAAAAUGAGCACGCCUGUAGAAGCUCUUUGCGCUCCGUUCCCGUCUGAAAUUUCGGCAUGUUUGAGCUAUUGCAAAUCAUUGAAAUUUGACGAAAAACCAGAUUACAAUUAUUCAAAAAGGCUUUUCCGAGAUAUCAUGGCAAGGGAAAAUUUUCAAGCUGACUUUGUAUACGACUGAGUGAUCCUAAAAAGAGCACGGGAUAACAAUAGAAAUCACAAUCGAUCUAGAGAAAUAAAAGCCUCACCACAGAAAAAUAACGAAAGCAGAGAAGAAACAAAAAAAAUCAGUCCAAUACAAAAAAAAGAAAAUUCAACGUCAAGAAUUAUUAAUUUAGCUUCGCAGAACCGAAAUAAUAAUAGAUAA